Messenger RNA from Entelurus aequoreus (snake pipefish), 3451 nucleotides. It is a transcript of the gene klhl14, whose product is annotated as kelch-like family member 14. The transcript has 11 exons. NCBI's taxonomy places the organism in Eukaryota, Metazoa, Chordata, Actinopteri, Syngnathiformes, Syngnathidae. The record is from RefSeq and is a predicted model, not a curated record. Gene Ontology annotation, molecular function: protein binding. Bases 534 to 2351 code for a protein of 605 amino acids.
CUCUCCUGCCUUACCAAUUCCUUUUCUCUGCCUUCUCUCCCCCUAGCUUUCUUUGUUGCAGAAGAGGAUGCACAAAGCUUCAGUGAAACACUUCAGACAACGUAGCCGCCACAGCGAGGCUGAACUGGACUGCUGCCAGGCUCUUUGUCAAGAAGCCGACCAGAAAAUACAACCAGCUCAGGAGUCAUCUCUACUUUGGGCUCUACUACCACCGGUGACAUGGACAAACAAUCCAGCGUGGACACGGCCAAACCCGACAAUCCUCCUAAGGAAUAACUAUCAGUCCUGCUACAACAGCUUCAGCGUUCCCAGGUGACCGCGCCACUGAGCCCGCGCUCGCUCCAUCGCACCCCACUCCACGCCUGCUGCCACCCUGAAGGUAGAUGCAUCACGCCGGGGGACUGUACAGCCGCAGCAGCACCCCCACCCCACCCUAAAGCCUUGUCCUUUGGUCUCCUACACACGCACAUAACUCUCUUGGUCUCCAUACAGCCUGGACUCUUCACUCAGGUGGCGUCCACAGUCAGGAAGUCAUGUCCAGAUCGGGUGAUCGAACGUCGACCUUUGACCCAACACACAGUGACACGCUGCUGCACGGGCUCAACCUCCUGUGGAGGAAGCAGCUUUUCUGCGAUGUGACUCUCACCGCCCAAGGACAGCACUUCCACUGCCACAAAGCGGUGCUAGCGUCCUGCUCCCAGUAUUUCAGAUCGCUCUUCUCCUCGCAUAAUGCCAUCAACAACGAGGGCGGGAAAGGAGACCAGGGCAGCAGCGGCACCCCCUCGUCCUCGCCUGAUGACAAGCUGGUGGCCCCUAGCGCCAGGCCCAUAAAUAACCUGGUCCUGCAGGGCUGCUCCUCCAUUGGACUAAGACUAGUGCUGGAGUACCUCUACACUGCCAACGUGACUCUUUCCCUGGACACGGUGGAAGAGGUGCUGUCGGUCAGCAAGAUUCUCAACAUCCCCCAGAUCACCAAACUCAGCGUGCAGUUCCUCAACGACCAGAUAUCGGUGCAGAACUACAAGCAGAUCUGCAAGAUUGCUGCCCUCCACGGGCUGGACGAGACCAAGAAGCUGGCCAACAAGUACCUGGUGGAGGACGUGCUGCUGCUUAAUUUUGAGGAGAUGUGCGCCAUGUUGGACGCUCUGCCGCCCCCAGUGGAGUCAGAGCUGGCUCUCUUCCAGAUGUCGGUGCUCUGGCUGGAGCAUGACCGAGAGACCCGCAUGCACUACGCGCCGGACCUCAUGAAGAGGCUGCGCUUUGCCCUCAUCCCGGCACCGGAGCUGGUGGAGAGGGUGCAGUCGGUAGACUUCAUGAGGAGUGAUCCCGUCUGCCAGAAGCUGCUGAUGGACGCCAUGAACUACCACCUGAUGCCCUUCAGGCAGCACUGCAGGCAGACCACAGCCAGCAGAAUCCGUUCCAACAGGAGAAUGUUGUUACUGGUGGGUGGUUUGCCUCCUGGACCUGAUCGCCUGCCCAGCAAUUUGGUCCAGUACUAUGAUGAUGAAAAAAAGACAUGGAAGAUUCUCACAAUAAUGCCUUAUAACAGUGCCCAUCACUGCGUUGUGGAGGUGGAAAACUUCCUGUUGCUCCUAGGAGGAGAGGAUCAGUGGAACCCCAACGGAAAACACAGCACUCAUUUUGUAAGUCGCUAUGAUCCCAGAUUCAACAGUUGGAUACAACUUCCGCCUAUGCAGGAGAGGCGAGCCAGCUUUUUUGCCUGCCGUCUGGAAAAACACAUCUUUGUGAUCGGGGGUCGGAACGAGACUGGCUACCUCUCCAGCGUGGAGUCGUACAACCUGGAGACCAAUGAGUGGAACUAUGUGUCGUCUCUGCCACAGCCUCUGGCCGCCCACGCUGGAGCGGUACAUAACGGAAAAAUCUACACAUCAGGUGGCGUCCACAAUGGCGAGUAUGUGGCCUGGCUCUACUGCUACGACCCUGUAAUGGACGUGUGGGCUCGCAAGCAGGACAUGAACACAAAGCGCGCUAUUCACACGCUAGCCGGAAUGAACGACCGCCUCUACGCGAUCGGGGGGAACCAUUUGAAAGGUUUCUCUCAUUUAGACGUAAUGCUCGUGGAGUGUUACGACCCCAAAGCCGACCAGUGGAGCAUCCUCCAGACGCCCAUCCUGGAGGGUCGCAGCGGUCCAGGCUGCGCCGUCCUGGAUGACAGCAUCUUCCUUGUGGGGGGCUACAGCUGGAGCAUGGGGGCCUAUAAGUCGUCAACAAUCUGCUACAGCCCAGAGAAAGCAACAUGGACAGAAUUGGAGGGAGAAGUGGCAGAACCUCUCGCGGGGCCGGCUUGUUCCACCGUCAUUCUUCCCGCCUGCCUCCCAUUUAACAAAUGACAACUAAUCCAGCCGAAAGGCGACGAUGGCGGCCAGUUCCACAUGGAUUGGGAAGAAUCGCCCCAAUAAGAAGUCAACAAUUUUACAACUGACCCUGGUUGUGUGUAUAAAUUAUUUUUUUACAAGUUUGACAGGAGCACUUUUGUUCUUCCCCUCCGAAGGUGUGAAGAGAAAGGGAAACAAGCGGUGUAAAGUCAUGUAUCUAAACUUCUCUGUGCUCUGAGAAUGGUUUAUAUUAGGUAUGAUUUAUUUACACUGUUAGUGGGUGUUUUUGGCUUCUCUAUAGCACGCAUAGUGUCGAGCUCAGUGCUAGCUUUCAGCUCUGUCGUAUCCUGUAGCCACAUAAACCCAAUGACAGACUGAGAGAGAGAGAAAGAGAGAGAGAGGGAUCAUUCCCACUGGAACUUGGAACUAAACCAGCACUGGGUGAGUUACUUUUAUUGUGGUGUAUAAAUAGUCAUCAUGGCUCACUAUGUUUUUGUGGAUUGUGCACUAAAUCUGAACACCUGGUCACCUGCUUAUAUCAUAUUUUCUCCUUUUCUUUGGUUCGGAAAAGUCUCACGUUCAUGCAUCCAAAGUGAUCCAGAAAACUGGUUUGCUGUGAUUAAAAAUACACUGUACAAAACAUGAUUAACAUACCAAUUCCCAAUGUUGAUGCGACGCACUAAUUAACGUUGACGCUAAUGAUGGUACAAUCAAAUUGCUCACCCAUGUAUCGGAAGCAUUUUUGGGUAAACCCAAGAGUGGCGACAUUGUUUCUGCUGCCUUGUGCAACUAAUAGACGCCACUUCCAGAAGUAUUAUCGGAUACUAAGCUUCCAAAUCUGAGCAUACAGCAGACCUUAAUGCACUUAAAGUGAACUGCAGAGUUCAUUGUAUUGUAAAUGAAUCAUUGUGAUGUUUUAACUAAAAAACAAACCUCUUAGUACAAAUGACUCCAGCCUAGUCUAUGUCACUGAGUGAAAAAAGAAACAAAAAAGUUGACUCUAAAUGUUGAACCCUGUAAAGGUUUUGUUGACUUCAUUCUUGUACAUAAUCGCUUGCAGUGAAACAUUUUUGUGCACUCAACCUUUUGGAUUUAUUCUCAAAUCCUGUUAUGUC